This is a messenger RNA of Pimephales promelas (fathead minnow), 1563 nucleotides long. It is a transcript of the gene mtfmt, whose product is annotated as mitochondrial methionyl-tRNA formyltransferase. Lineage: Eukaryota; Metazoa; Chordata; Actinopteri; Cypriniformes; Leuciscidae. Gene Ontology annotation, cellular component: mitochondrion. Gene Ontology annotation, biological process: biosynthetic process; conversion of methionyl-tRNA to N-formyl-methionyl-tRNA. The record is from RefSeq and is a predicted model, not a curated record. Gene Ontology annotation, molecular function: methionyl-tRNA formyltransferase activity.
UGACGUUAACUUCAACAUGGCGACGCACACAUACGCCUGUGUGUACAUGUAGCGCUUUACAGUAACCUUGUCAUCUACUGGUUUGCGAAAACGUAUUAGUAUUAUAAACAUAAUUAGGACACGUUACUGUGAGAAAUGUCAAGACUGUCUCGACUGAAGUUGGCAUUAAAUUUUAGAAUGACUCAUGACUAAUGCGUGCUUUUCCUUAGAGAUGUGAUGGUUUCUUAUUUUGCUGCAAUCUUUUAGCGUUAAAUAUAUGUUUUGUCAUUUAUGAAAACUUAUAUCAGAGUAUGUGGGGCCUAAGCUAUUUAAAAGUCAUUGAUCGUGGACGUUUGCUGUCGCAAGGACUUUGUAGGAACUGCAUCACACGUCUUAGAAACGAAUCUUUUGUAACUCAAAUACAAUCUGCUUCAAAACCACCCUGGAGAGUAUUGUUUUUUGGAAGUGAUGAUUUUGCUCUGGAAUCAUUAAAACGGCUUCAUGUAUCUCGAGAUGACUCAAAAGCUGAAAUCAUAGAUUCACUUGAGGUGGUGACGCUGUCCAGAGAUACUCCAGUCAGAAAAUACGCAGAGCAGAACAGACUUCCACUCCACCAAUGGCCAGAUGUGGACUUCAGUGCCCAGUUUGAUGUUGGUGUUGUGGUGUCAUUUGGCUGUUUAAUCAAGGAGAAUGUCAUCAACAAAAUGGCACAUGGUAUCCUAAAUGUGCACCCUAGUCUGUUGCCACGCUGGCGGGGACCUGCUCCAGUCUUUCAUACAAUUUUACAUGGUGACAGUGUCACGGGAGUGACUAUCAUGCAAAUAAGACCUAAGAGAUUUGAUGUGGGCCCUAUUCUUCAGCAAGAGCUGUAUGAGAUUCCAAAGAACUGCUCUGCGGAUGAGCUUGGAGCUACUUUGGCAGUUGUGGGCUCCAGAAUGUUGAUGGACACUCUAAAACAUCUUCCAGAAAGGAUAGCAAACAGAAAGGAGCAACCUAAGGAGGGGGUAUCGUUUGCCCCCAAAAUCAGUUCCCGAAUGGCCUGGAUAAUAUGGGAAGAGCACAGCUGUGAAUACAUUGAUCGGCUGUUUCGAGCUAUUGGAUCUCGGAUUCCUUUGAAAACAAUGUGGAUGGGCAAUCCCAUCAAACUUCUGGACUUUGUUGGCAAAUGCAACGUGAUGUUUACAGCUGCUCCAUAUUUAUCUGCAGUACCAGGGUCUGUCCAUUAUCAGAAAGAAUCCAAUAUCCUACUCGUUCGUUGCAAGGAUGGCUGGGUUGGAUUCAAAGCUGUGAAGUUCAAGAAAAGGCUGUCGGCAUCAGAUUUCUUUAAUGGAUAUCUACAUCAGAGCAUGGUGAAGAAAUCUCCCUCGAACACCUGUUUGUUCCAGAGUUAUAAAGACACUCGUUUGCCAGGAGGACAGGACAGUAAUAUACUUCUGCAGAAUAACACUUCACUUUGAUUUAUUGCAUUCACGGAAUGAAUAAUCGCAUAUAAACAACAUUUUUGUCUGUUUUAAGACAAUUUUGAAAUUAGUAAUGAGCUGUUUGCAGGUGUGAACGAAUCAAUACAAUAAAAUAAUUUUUGAG